AUGUGUUUGAUUAGUCAUCACAUAAAGACGAGAGAGAGGAAACGAGAGGGGGAGGAGACGAGAGAGAGGAGACGAGAGAGAGGAGACGAGAGAGCGGAGACGAGAGAGCGUAGACAAGAGAGAGGAGACGAGAGAGCGGAGACGAGAGAGGGAGGAUACGAGAGAGCGGAGGAGACGAGAGAGCGGAGACGAGAGAGAGGAGACGAGAGAGCGGAGACGAGAGAGCGGAGACGAGUGAGAGGAGACAAGAGAGCGAAGGAGACGAGAGAGCGGAGACGAGAGAGAGGAAACGAGAGAGCGGAGGAGACGAGAGAGCGGAGACGAGAGAGAAGAGACGAGAGAAAGGAGACGAGAGAGAGAGGAGACCAGAAAGAGAGGAGACGAGAGAAAGAGACGAGAGAGAGGAGACGAGAGAGAGAGGAGACCAGAAAGAGAGGAGACGAGAGAAAGAGACGAGAGAGCGGAGACAAGAGAGAGGAGACGAGAGAGAGGAGACGAGAGAGAGGAAACGAGAGAGUGGGAGACGAGAGAGAGGAGACGAGAGAGAGAAGAGAUGAGAUGAGAGAGACGAGAUGA
Messenger RNA from Knipowitschia caucasica, 576 nucleotides. The record is from the annotation of a GenBank genome assembly. Lineage: Eukaryota; Metazoa; Chordata; Actinopteri; Gobiiformes; Gobiidae.